CUCGCCAUCCAAAACGAGAUCAAGAUGAGUCGCGUCCCGCUGAUCUUUGGCACGAUGACGAUCGGCGAUGCCGGCAAGGACGGCGUGCGGACGUCGGACAAGGCCGAUUCGCAGCAGAUCCUCGACAUCUACUUUGGCCAGGGCCACGGCACCGAGCUCGACACGGCCCGCCAGUACGGCGAGGGCACCACCGAAGCGUAUCUCUCGACGCUCAAUCUGCACGACGCUGCACUCGACACAAAGGUCUACCCAGUCCAGCCGGGCGCGCAUUCCGCGGCGAAUCUGAGAAAGACGUUUGAGCUGAGCCUCGAGAAGCUCAAGGUGGCCAAGGUCAGGACGCUGUACCUCCACGCACCCGACCGCUCUGUCGACUUUGCAGAGACGCUCCAGGAGGCCGACAAGCUGCACAAGGAGGGCAAGUUUGAGCAACUGGGUCUGAGCAACUAUACGGCGUGGGAGGUGGCCGAGAUCGUGGCGACGGCGCGGGAGCGCGGGCUCCUAGUUCCGCGCAUCUACCAGGCCAUGUACAAUGCCAUGACGAGGGCCAUCGAGGAGGAGCUCGUCCCUUGCCUCCGCAAGUACGGCAUCCGUCUCGUUGUGUACAACCCGCUGGCCGGCGGUCUCCUCACGGGCAAAGUGGCAAGACCCACUCCGAGUGCUGCCGACGAAAAGCAAGCAAUCGAACGGGGCAGCCGCUUCGAUGCGGGAGCAGGGUCGGGCAGGAUUGCAAAGAUGUACCAGGGGCGCUACUUUAAGGAGGCCUACUUUGACGCCAUCGAGCGCCAGCUCAAGCCCCUCGUCGAGGGCAAGCAUGGCCUGACACUUGUGGAGGUCGCUCUUCGAUGGCUGCAACACCACAGUGUGCUCAAAGAGACCGACGGCGUCAUCUUGGGCGCCUCUUCGGCGAAGCAGGUCAGUCCAGAGCCUUGUCAAGGGUCCAAUUUCUUUCUUUAUGGAUCUGCUGACAUGAGCCGGUUUGUAUUGGCUUGAGAACAGCUCGAGGCGAACAUUAAGGCCUGGUGAGCAGCGGCAACACCUCUCCUCUUCUUUACCAUUGCCUGGGCUCACUCUACCCUGACUCCUGCAGCCAAGCUGGACCACUACCUCAGGACAUCGUGAACGCGCUUGAUGUCGCCUGGCUCAACGUCAAAGGCAGCUGCGAGCGCUAUUGGCGCUGAGCUCUUCCACGCUGAU
This is a messenger RNA of Acaromyces ingoldii, 1194 nucleotides long. Its product is annotated as Aldo/keto reductase. NCBI's taxonomy places the organism in Eukaryota, Fungi, Basidiomycota, Exobasidiomycetes, Exobasidiales, Cryptobasidiaceae. Bases 25 to 990 code for a protein of 321 amino acids. The record is from RefSeq and is a predicted model, not a curated record. The transcript has a single exon.